UUUUUCCCAGUGCAGCUAUUUAUAGCCGCACGUCAUCAGCGAAUAACAUUGGGACAGUCGUUAUUAUCGUGUUCAGGAAGGAAGGCACAUGACAGCAUAAUGUACCAGGGUCUCCGAGUUGUGCGAGGUCCUGAUUGGUCCAGCGCAGAGAGUGAUGGAGGUGAAGGUCACGUGGGUACUGUUGUGGCACAAGAGGGCGCAGGUCGUGUUGACGUCAUUUGGGACGGUGGUCAGAGAACGACGUGUAGAGCAGGGAAAGACGGCAAACAUGACCUGAGAAUCCUCGACUCUGGGACGACAGGAAUACGUCACGAGGGUGUCACGUGUGAGGGCUGUGACACAACGGACUUCUACGGCACGAGAUGGGCGUGUAAACAAUGCACCACGACAAAUCUGUGUUCAAUGUGUUACUCAACAGAAAGGCACAACACAAGUCACGUGUUCCUUCGUCACGACACCCCUGGGGAUACCGGAGUUGAGGUAAACAAAAGAACGACUUCUCUGAUGUUACGCUCUCUCGGGCUCUACCCCGGGGCCAGGGUUGUGAGGGGAGAGGACUGGAACUGGGGGAAUCAAGACGGCGGCAGCGGAAAAAAGGGUACGAUCACUGAGAUGCAUGACGAGCCCAAGGCCGGAAGGACAGGCACCACAGUGAGGGUGAAGUGGGAUGUGGGUCCCUCCAAUCUGUACCGGCUGGGUUAUGAGGGCAAAGUGGACCUCCAGUACGUGGAGGAGGCUCCAUGGAUGCACUACUUCAGGGACAACCUGCCUGUCCUGGAUGUGAUGAACGGGAAGCGGACAGACGCUGCUGCUAGCACGGAGAUAGAUGUGGUGAAGCGGACAGACGCUGCUGCCAGCACGGAGAUAGAUGUGGUGAAGCGGACAGACGCUGCUGCCAGCACGGAGAUAGAUGCGGUGAAGCGUACAGACGCUGCUGCCAGCACGGAGAUAGAUGUGGUGAAGCGGACAGACGCUGCUGUCAACACGGAGAUAGACGUUGGGUGUAAAGUGUGUAUACAGUUGGACAAAGAUGGGAUGAGACGAGUGCAGGCUGACAAGGGCGGUUGGACAGCAAGCAUGGCCGAGUGUCAAGGAGAGAUAGGAACGGUAGCAGACUUUCCCUGCGAUGGUGUAGCUACUGUCUUGUUUGAAAAUAGAAGAUACAGAUUGGCCACUGAAGCCCUUUUAAAGGUGCAUGACCACAGCCCAGGCGACGUGGUCCGGAUCCUGGAUGACAAGGAGAAGGUUCAGAUGCUUCAGGAAAGUCAUGGAGGAUGGAACUUAAAAAUGGAAAGGUUCCUGGGUAAAGUUGGUCGUGUGAAGAAGGUGGACAGCGAUGGAGAUGUGGUGGUUGUGUUUGGGUCGAAGAAGUGGUAUUUCAACCCUGCCUGCUGUGUCCCUGCUCCGGGGGAGAUUGAGGAGAUACAGGUGCAUGACCACAGCCCAGGCGACGUGGUCCGGAUCCUGGAUGACAAGGAGAAGGUUCAGAUGCUUCAGGAAUGUCAGGGAGGAUGGAACUCCAAAAUGGAAAGGUUCCUGGGUAAAGUUGGUCGUGUGAAGGAGGUGGACAGCGAUGGAGAUGUGGUGGUUGUGUUUGGGUCGAGGAAGUGGUAUUUCAACCCUGCCUGCUGUGUCCCUGCUCCGGGGGAGACUGUGGAGAGCCUGGAAGAUAGUGAUGAUGACGACUGGGACCAACUGCCAGCGAUGGGAGGUAUGAUGGGAGGUUUACUAGAAAAUUUUAAGAGGUUCGUGGACUCAUCAGGAGGGCUGUCAUCAUCUGCACUGGACACUGGGGGCGUGACAGAGGCCAUCGUUAAGGGGGACCUGGACUUAGUGAAAGCCAUGAUACAGUCCAAGCCACAGCUGUUAUCACAACAAUUCGGACUCCAGAAUCUGACACCAUUGAUGAGAGCAUGUCACGUGGGCAAUAUGGAGAUAGCACGCUUCUUGCUGGACAGUGGCGCUAACCUCGAGACUCAAGGUCAUAAGGGAAUCACCGCCCUAUCUGCAGCAAUUAUUGGCAAGGAGGAGGCCAUUACGACCAUGCUGAUACAGAAGGGUGCCGACAUCCAUCACAGGCACCGCAACGGGCAGACGACUCUUCAUCUUGCUGUACACAAUAGACAUCCCAACAUCCUCAAAGUGCUCAUGCAGAAGGGCGUGGACGUCAAUGCUACGGACAAGUCUGGAGACACCCCUCUUCAUGACGCUAUCCUUUUACAAAAUGAUGAAUGCGCGAAGAUUCUUAUUGAAUGCCCAAACACCAAUCUCCAGCACUGCAACCGCCGGGACUUCAACGCCCUGCACUACGCCUGCUUAAGGGACCAUGUUACUGCCGUAGAGAAAAUACUGGAGAGAGACACAUCGUUUGUCAACGACUUAAUGUCGGACAAUACCUUCGCUGCUCUCCACGUCGCCGCCAACAACGACCAUGUGGAAUGCUGCAGAUUGCUCAUUGGCAAGGGGAAGGCCGAAGUUGAUCGGAAGGGUCAUUAUGGAGUCACUCCUCUAUAUGUCGCUCUUCGUAAACCUGCGUGUAGAUCAGUGGAAUUACUUCUCCAGAAAGGAGCUGACCCUAACAUCGAAAAUGACAACGGUAACAGACCGCUCCACGGCUUGUGUAAGGGCCGUGUGUCGUCUAGUCAUGUAAGCAAGACCGCCGACGUUGCACGACUACUUCUACAGAAGGGUGCUGCCUACAAAGCAAGAAACAAACACGGAUCUACCGCUCUUGACAUGUGCUCUAAUGAAGCUCUCAAGUCGGCGAUACUGAAAUAUAUCGACCAGAAUCAAGGAUCUCUGAAUUCUGAUGUCCCCUCGGAAAAUCAAUCUAGACCACAAGCUCCAGAAAGAAGAAGCCGGUCUAAAUACGUCACGCCGUGCAAUAAGUGCUUUGAGAAGGUAGCAGAUGCAGCGUUCAUCCCAUGUGGACACAAAGUUAUGUGCAGGGCGUGCGCUCCCAGCUUCAAAAAGUGUCCGUUAUGUGACGCGCAAGUGCAUGCACGGAGAGGCGCAAACGCUGAUGACGACGACGACGACGAUUCCCCGAUGGCCCAGUGCAAAACUCAGUAGAAGAUGAACUAUCUGCAUCCUGCGUUUGAAAUACAGUCAAGACAAGACUGAAGAUAAUGUGAUAAUAUACGUGAUAGUUUAUGUUUUUGGAAUACCUGUUUAGCAGCAGUGUUGCACAUAACGCCAAGCUGAUGUGCAGCAAUACCACAACCUUAGCACAGAACGAUGUCAUUGCUUAUACAAUGAUACAUAUUCGAUAUGCAAGUACCCUUUGGUUAGAUGCAUAUGUGAUGUCAAAUCACGUCAAAUGAUCUUGUUUACUCGUGGUGUUUUGCACAACUUUUUAAGUGAUACAGGCAUUUACAAAUUAGUACAAGAAAUGUGUAAAAAUCCUUUGUUAGACCUCCUUCUGGAUAAAUCGUAUUGGUAUAAGUGUGAUGUAAUUCAUAUGACACAAUGCGUGGUGUAGUUGGACUGGGAGCAGAGGUUUGACCUGUCGUCUAAGUCCCGCGAUUCGCCGUGCAGAAAUGGGCACGCCGGAAACCUAUGGUUCUGGGUUCGAAUCCUGGUUCGCCCCGAUUACGUUUCUAGGUUUGUCAUCCCCAUACCCGUGUUCAUGGGUUUCACCAAAGUGGAAAACGUCCGAGACCUGCAUCACUUCCGCAUUCCUCCCAAAUCAAGCUGACUCGUGGUGAUAUAACUGGAAUACUGUUCAAAGCGGCGUUGAACCCAAACCAACUCACUCACUCACUCACUAUAAUUGUACCGGAACUCAUCCUACGUGUACUGUAAUUCAAUCAUAACAAAAGAAGCAGUAUACUGGUACUGUAACUCAAUAAUAACAUGCUAUGUGAA
Molecule: messenger RNA, 3867 nt
Organism: Haliotis rufescens (red abalone)
Lineage: Eukaryota; Metazoa; Mollusca; Gastropoda; Lepetellida; Haliotidae
Product: E3 ubiquitin-protein ligase MIB2-like
Exons: 21
Coding region: 100-3072 (990 amino acids)
Biological process (GO): protein ubiquitination
Cellular component (GO): cytoplasm
Molecular function (GO): zinc ion binding; protein binding; ubiquitin-protein transferase activity
Source: RefSeq, a predicted model, not a curated record